This is a messenger RNA of Psilocybe cubensis, 1911 nucleotides long. RefSeq names its product Smr domain-containing protein. The coding region runs from base 1 to 1911 and encodes 636 amino acids. The record is from RefSeq and is a predicted model, not a curated record. NCBI's taxonomy places the organism in Eukaryota, Fungi, Basidiomycota, Agaricomycetes, Agaricales, Agrocybaceae. The transcript is spliced from 6 exons.
AUGCCGAUGACCACUUAUUCAUCAACAAAAUCCUUGUUCGAGUCUCUGCAGACAGAAUUCUGUCCUACCCUUGAUUCCUCUUUAAUAGCGGCACUACUCGCUGAAAUUGAAUUUGACAGCGAUGGGAAUGCGGUCGAUCCGACGCAGGAUCAAAUUGAUUUCUUGCGUACCACUCUCAGCGAACUCUCUUUACAUGCAGAGGAAGCUCAAGAGUCAGAAUUUUCCGACGUACAACUCGUCUCGCAAUUUGAGGAGACAAUAUCAAGUUGGACCACCCCCGACAAUAGUCCUGAAACCGCUGGAUCUCAGUCAACAGGGAGUUCUGGGACUUCGAUAUCAUCUACACAAUCCUUCGGGUCACCCUUAAGAUUCUUGCAGGCUGCACUACCGGAUGUGCCGACGGCGAGAUUGACUAGAGCUUUAGAAGAUGCUGAAAAGAUGGAGGUGGAUAUGUGGGACAUCGUCGCCGCCAUUCUUACCGAGGAAUCUAUCCGAGAAAUGGAAGAAAGGGGCUGGGACGGGUCUGAAGACGGGUCAUGCGACGCCAUUGAUGAUACAAACUGGGAAGUGGUCGAGGUGAAGAAACCACUACCAAAGUCAGAGCGAAAGAAAGCACAAACUCGUUCGAAGAAAAUUGCAUUGGCCGACAUUCGUCAGCAGCACCAUAUCAACACCCAGUUGCUUGUAACAAAUAAUAAGCUGCCCAGAAAACACCCCCCAGUUGGUCCUGCUGCUGAUAUCUGGACCCAGAUGUCUUCUUUCUCAGAUCAUAUCGCUACAUUAUUACCCCCACAUCCUCCAUCUUUCUUUUUAUCCUUCUUUCACUCUCCGAAUUACGGCACGUCAUAUGAAGCAUUAAGAGCAGCUCUGACUUCCUUGUGCAAAGACUUUCCAGCAGGCCUGGACCAUCACACAACAGUUUUGUAUAAUCUUCUUGACAUUAUUUUGCCAGAAUACGAAGACUGCGAUGUUGCACAGCGCACGCGACUGAUAUCAGACGUUGAAUUAGCUGUUGCAGUUACUCGGGGAAAAGGCGACGAAUCCCUGGAUCUGGUCAACCUUCUGCGCGAUUUAGACUCCGAUUGUGAUAUGGGAUUGUAUCAUCUUCAACCAGCGGAGACUUGGACUGACGACAAAUCCAACCGCAAGCUUCCCGCUAGGACUGUGCAACUUCCGUCUGGACCUCCGCCGGUCGAACCUCCUCCUGUAUCAAGAGUCAAACAAAAAGCAGCACCUCCAUCUACUUCGCUUAGUAAACCCAGUCCUUUCCAGUGGCAGGCUGUUCCUAAACGUAAAACUGUUGAUCGUGCUCCGCAUUCUCUGGCACAUCAUAUCCCGGCAUAUGCUCGCGAUGUUAAUGGCAAAAAGACAACUCGAACUUCACGGUCAAACAGUAUAGCCGCCUCGAGCAACCCCGAUUUUAGACUCAGGAUGAACGAAGCAAUGCGAAAGAGGAAUGAUGCUUUACGAGAAGCCGCAAGAAUGUGGCAAAGAGGGAAUUCGAAAUCUCGAGGAGGAGAAAUUGCGUUUUACUUCGCUGAAAGGGCGAGAGAGUUCCAGGAGCUUGCUAAAACUGAAGCUUUGAAUGCUGCUCGAGAGAUGGUUUCAGAAAAAAGGAACAAUUCCCAAAACAAAGACACAGUCGAUUUGCACGGAACAACCGUUGCUGAGGCGAUUGCCAUUGUUAAGGAGAUACUUAAGAAUGAAGGUUCUACCAUCUCCCAAGCAAAACCGUUGAAGAUUAUUACUGGCCGUGGAUCUCAUUCUCACAAUCAAAUCAGUGUUUUAAAGCCUGCUGUACGCAAAGCUCUAGUCGAAGACGGUUGGACUGUAGGCUCGUGGGACGGUGGUCUGAUAGUAUUCGAUUUGUAUCUCCCGUUACAGCAUGUAUUCCUUACUCUCGUCAUGUAG